This is a messenger RNA of Anopheles bellator, 1198 nucleotides long. Its product is annotated as fatty acid hydroxylase domain-containing protein 2-like. Lineage: Eukaryota; Metazoa; Arthropoda; Insecta; Diptera; Culicidae. Gene Ontology annotation, molecular function: iron ion binding; C-4 methylsterol oxidase activity. The record is from RefSeq and is a predicted model, not a curated record. Gene Ontology annotation, biological process: sterol biosynthetic process. Bases 71 to 931 code for a protein of 286 amino acids. The transcript has 4 exons.
CAGCCGCCAUCCGGCACGGUGUACCAUAGCAUCUCGGAAGUUGCGGCGUGGUUAGAAAUUAAGCGCAAACAUGGAGCUCAACGUGACCACCGGUGGUGGCUAUCUGCAGCAGCGAUGGGACGCCUUUCUGGAUGUUGUGGGCGACGAUCCCGAGUGGCUGUACGUGUGGGUGCUAACCUUCUAUACACACUCCCUGUACUGGGUGCUAGGUUCGUUCUUCGUCUUCAUGGACCUGUUCCAGUGGCCGGCCGUUUUCCGAAAGUAUAAAAACCAGCCCGGUAUAAAUGAACCUCUCAAAGGGUCCGAUUUGCGGAAGAUCAUACGGACGGUCCUGAUCAAUCAGUGGCUGAUAAGUUUCCCGCUCGGGUACGUUGGGUUCCAUACCGGUAUGGUUGGCAGGACGGCAAUUGACAUCCGGACGCUGCCGUCACUGUUUGAGGUGGUACGCGAUCUGAUCAUCUGCGCGAUUGGAUGGGAACUCGGCUUCUACUACAGCCACCGGUUGCUUCACUCCAAGCACCUUUACAAGCUGAUCCACAAGCAACACCACGAGUUCACGGCGCCCGUCGCCUGGGCCGCCAUCUAUGCGCACCCGAUCGAGCAUCUGCUGGGCAACACCGUACCACCGCUGCUCGGCAUCCAGCUGAUGAAGAGCCACGUCCUGACGGCCGCCCUGUGGCUGACGUUUGUCAUGCAGGACACCAUCACGGGCCACUCGGGCUACCACGUGCCAUUCCUGAGCAGCAAUGAGGCGCAUGAUUAUCAUCACAUGAAGUUCAACCAGUGUUACGGUGUGUUCGGUUGGCUCGAUUGGUUCCACGGAACCGACAGCCAGUUCCGGGACUCUCACUACUAUCAGCGCCAUCAGAUGCUGCUCGGCAGUAAAUCGGCCCGCGAGAUCAUUCCCGAUGAUGCUAAGAAGCAAAAGUGAACACCUGAGGGCUAAUAAGGCGUGAAUGCCUAGACCCACCAUUAGAUGGCUUUAUCGCAUUCUGCAGCAGUGAUUAUAGAUAACCCCGUAUCGGUAAGAUAGCGAUGGUGAACGACUCCUGGAGGGGUCAGUCACUACGCCUUUUUUAUAUCGCUUUUCGGCCGAUUGAAAACUGUAAACGGUAAGGAAUAAGGUGAUUAGAACCGGGAAAUCGACCGCACAAAGCUGUGUGAACCGAAACAUGUAUUGAAAUUCCAACAUUUGGAU